Messenger RNA from Phycomyces blakesleeanus NRRL 1555(-), 544 nucleotides. RefSeq lists its product as hypothetical. NCBI's taxonomy places the organism in Eukaryota, Fungi, Mucoromycota, Mucoromycetes, Mucorales, Phycomycetaceae. Bases 1 to 408 code for a protein of 135 amino acids. The transcript has 5 exons. The record is from RefSeq and is a predicted model, not a curated record.
AUGAGUGACCCUGAGUACCGUGACUUACCUUUUUAUGGCGAAUUACAUGCUUUCAAGUGCGAAAUAGUGAUUUUUGUUUUUGAUUUAGGCAAACUCCCGACAAUCUUUAAAGAGACUAAUGCUGUGUUAGACCUAACUUUCAAAGUUCUCUCUUGUAAUAUUCAUACUGCAUUUAGCAAUAUACAAAAAUUACAAGCAGUAUCCACUAUAAUUAAAAUAAGAAUUCCACCAAAUCAACUUGGGAGUUUACCUGAAUCAAAAAGAAAAAUUACACCACCACAGAAAUUAGAAACCAAAUAUGGUAGUGUAUGGAAAUACGUCUGUGUACUCUUGUUUUUGAGAGAUUCAAAUUUUUAUGAGAUGCGUCUCGGUAAAGUCAAAGGUUGUUUUUGUAUUCAAGAAUCAUGAGUGAUAUGGAUUUCCUGCCUUUUCAUUUAGCUUAGAACAACUAGAUUCAAUUUAUUGUAUAUUUCUGCCUAUAAGUUAUAUAAAAUAACUUGGCAUUUUUUCUACUUUGAAAUAAAAAAUAUAAACUAUUUAUUUG